AGGGGCAGCGGGGCGGGGGCCGGGCCGGGCCGGGCCGGGCCCGGGGCAGCGGCUCACGUCUGGGCUGCUGGGCGAGCUGAAGGCUGGGCGAGGACGAGGUGCAGGGGCCUGCGCGCAGGUGUCGCGUCCCCGCGGAGCGUGAAGCCCCCGCCCGCCAGCCCGGCCGCGCUCGCCUCCGGCGCCCGGUCCCCAACCGGCGUCUGGGACACUUCCCCAAACUGGGAAAUAGUUCUGAGUGAGAGGAGGGGAGGAGCUUAGGGGGGCCGUGCUUGCCAGGCUGGGAAGCUGGCUUUCCCUGUGACUGGUCUAGUGGGCUGGGCUGGGCAGCCCCUGGGCGGGGAAGGGAGGGAUGCACCCUGGCCGGAGGGAGUCAGUGGCAGAAACAGGGGUGCCUGGAUUCUCCAGUCCCGGAGGGCAGUGGACAGGGCAGGGGCGAGCAGGUGCAGCUCUACCAGGAAACUCCAAUGAGACGGGGUGGCAGGACUUUGGCAUCCGGGGAGUGAGGUGCUGGUGAGCAGGCCCUGCCCCUUUGGCAGACUGGCCUUGGGGUUUGGGUCCAAGCCCUGCAGGUGGCGGCGGCUGUGAGGCGGAGGGCACCUGGACCUUGGGGCACAGCCAGUGGGCUGGUGUGGGAGGCACGCGGAAGGCGCUCCGCUCCCCAUCACCCCAGAGCUGUCCCCCUCAAGGCUGGGCUCUGCGCUGUGUGGGUGUUAGUGAAGACUGUGGCCCCUGUGGGUGUCGGGACGGGGCUGGGGGCAGCCUGAGGGUGGUGUGGCCUGGCCUCCAGACCUUCCCUGACUGUGGGUGGCUCCUGGCCUCCAGGGGCGGGGGUGUCUUGUCUUGACCAGAGCUGCCUAUUCUUGCCUAGGGGUUCAGGGCUAGGUCAGGCGGCCUUGUGGUCCGUCUUCAGGGAUCCCCCCCCCCCACGCGCACUCACGGACACACGCACACUUAGCCUUGGGCUCAUCGAUGCCAGACGUUUGACACCUCAGCUGAUCUUUCCGCGCAGUGUUACACCUGAGGAAUGCAGAUUCCCGAAGGGCUGCCUCUCUAAGUCUUCUCCUUUAUUCUUCGUGGAAAUUGAGUCGUUGGGUGUUCCCAGAAUGGCUUCCAGCGGCUGGGGGAUCUCGGAGGAGGUGGUGAAGGCCAGGCUAGGUUGGGGCCACUAGAAUUUGGGGCCAGGGCAGGAGCAGGGGCUGGCUGUGUUGCUCUUGCCACCUGUCCACAUCCUGGUUUGGGCCCAGGUAAGGGGUGGCGCUGUCUGAACCCGUCUUUCCCUUCCCAGCUGGCUGUCAGCCUGAGGAGGUGGCCCAGCGUGCCCUGGGGAUUCCAGGCUGUUGGGACCGCCCGAGCCCUCUUCACGAGGUGGCUCAGCCUCUGGGGAAGGGGAGCGGGGAAGGAUGAUGGAGCCUGUGGGACGGGGAAAAGUGGAAGCUUCUCCUUAAUCCAGCCUCCCGGGUACCCUCCCUCUGGCUUCUAGGGGGUACCCUGAGUUGUCUCUAACAGUCCCUCCCCAAAGGCUAUCGCUGUCACACCUGUGUGUGUCCCAGGUGGGCAGAGGCCGGGUCAGGAGCCUGAAGCAGGGGCUUUGCGGAGACCCGCCCCUCCCCCACCGCACGCAGACACACGCUGCACCUUUGAUUGGGAGGCGAGUGGCUGCACUUGUGCUGAGUUCAGGCCUUCUGCAGAGGGUGAAAUCUGUCGAGGAGGCACUUUUCAGCUCCCAGCCGCCACGCUCGGCACUUCUCUGCGUGAUCUCUUCAGGAAGUCACCGUUGUGCUCAGCAUUCGGGGGUGGAGGGAGGAUGGCUGGCGGGAAAAGCUGGUGCCCGGGCUGUUCCUUUGGGCUGACAACGGUUAGACCCAGGGGAGUGUCCCUGUACCCUGACUCAGACUCGAGGCUGGGGGAGCCCCCGGGGUGGGUCUGGGGCCCUGGGGAUCUUCUGGCCUCCAGCUGGUGCCUUCUCCAUCCUCUGCUCUGGAACAGCCAUGGGACCAGCCUCAGGGUCUGCCUCAGAGCCCUGGGGAACCUGGCUGUGGUGAGGCACGUCCCGGGACUAGGACGGGGCUAGGUGAGGUGGCCGCUGUACCCCGAAGCCGCUUUGCACUUCACCUCCCCCACCUGUGCUGUAUCUCCCCAGUGAGGGUGAGAAAGCCCCCAGCCCAGGGCUACCUGCAGAGCUUGUGACCUCCUGCAGCAGGGAGACCACGGUCCUUCUUUUCCUCCAGCCACUUACCUUUCUGCACCGAACCUGAGUGCCUGCUUGCCGUGCCCCCGGGUUAUGACGACCCCCAAUAAAGGAAACAAAGCCCUGAAGGUGAAGCGGGAGCCGGGAGAGAAUGGCACCAGCCUGACCGACGAGGAGCUGGUGACCAUGUCGGUGCGGGAGCUCAACCAGCACCUGCGAGGCCUGUCCAAGGAGGAGAUCAUCCAGCUGAAGCAGCGCCGGCGCACGCUCAAGAACCGCGGCUACGCUGCCAGCUGCCGCGUCAAGCGCGUGACGCAGAAGGAGGAGCUGGAGAAGCAGAAGGCGGAGCUGCAGCAGGAGGUGGAGAAGCUGGCCUCGGAGAACGCCAGCAUGAAGCUGGAGCUCGACGCGCUGCGCUCCAAGUACGAGGCCCUGCAGAACUUCGCCAGGACCGUGGCCCGCAGCCCCGUGGCGCCGGCCCGGGGCCCCCUCGCCGCCGGCCUGGGGCCCCUCGUCCCCGGCAAGGUGGCCGCCACCAGCGUCAUCACGAUAGUAAAGUCCAAGACGGACGCCCGGUCGUAGGGACGCGCGCUUGCCCGGGCGGGUCUGCGAGGGGCCACUAGGCGCAUGGCGAGUUUGGCAGCCCUGUCCCUUCUUUCUCCUCUCCUUUCCUCCUCUCCCGCCUCCUCCCUCCCCUGCAAAGCACAACCUGCACCCCGGGGGCGCCGGGCUGAGCCCCUCUGAUCUCGUCGUUGUCAUCGUGUGUUUUGUACGUUGGGAUUGGUCGGUUCGGCGGUGGCGUGGGGUCACCCCAGUCCCCUUUGUACCAAGGCCGUGCAGGCUUGGAGUCCAGGGCUGGCCCCGUGGGAACAGAGGAACACCGGACGCGCACUCUGGGGCUUGCGAGUUUGAGCAGGGAGGGCUCCAGGGCAGGGGGCCGCUGGCCACUCCUGGUGGCCCACAGCCCUGACCGCUGCCGGCUGGCAGGGGGCUGUGGUUCACUCUCAGUGCGGCCAACGGGCAUAGAUGGCCUCUGCUCCUACGAGUAGGGCAUCCUCGAGGGCCCUGCAUGGGCGGGCCACCAGCCUGGGCGCCACGGGCGCUGGGAGGGACAGGGCGUUCUGUGGCUGUGGGCCAGGGGCCACGGCGCUCGAGCCUGACGCAUUGCACUGAACAAGACCAAAUCACUGGUUGUGAGCAUACGUGAAGGGUGUGUCCCGUGUCCUGCGAUGGGUCCCGUGUCACUGUUUACAUGAGCUAUUUGUGUGGUUACAUAGCCCUUUAUUUAAAAGAGAGGAGUUCCUUUUACGAAGUUAUUAAAUUAUAUGUUUAAAAGCUAAAGAAAAAAGAGCUGCAGAGUAUUUAUAAAACUGUCUUUUUAAAAAAAAAAAAACAAGCAAGAACAUUUGACCGUAUAUAUGGACACGGAAGGAAAGUAUAAUAGAAACUUUGCUAGUUUAACAAAAGAAAAAAAAACAAAAAAAAUCCCUUUCUUGUAAACUUAUGGACAAGUCUUUGUGGCUGUUGGAGUUUAGUUUUUAUAUACACAGAGUUAUCAGACGUUAUUUAUAAAACUUAGUUUUAAAAAAGACAAAAAAAAAAAAAAAAAAAAAGCCAAGCCGUGAGCGACCACAAGGCGCGUGCUGGCGCCCUCUUUGCUAUCUCUUUUGCAAUUGUACCGAAAGUGACUUACUCCCUUGCCCUUCCUGCUUCCGUCUCUUGCCGGUGCCGUGCCGUGCCGUCGUGCUGUCGUCUGAGCCUGGUGAGGUCUUGUGCAGCGUCCCGUGCUGGUGCUUCUGGUGACCUUUGACCUGUGGGUGUCACUUCUUGUGUCUGUUAUUCCCGUGUCUGUUUUUUGGAUUUGGUUGUGUUUUUGCUUCUGCUGGCUUGCUGGGCCUGCACUGGGUGCUGGGCAGCUCCUGCUCCGGCAGGGCCCGGGGAUCUGCCCGCCAGCCCGGCCCCCUCUGCCUCGGUGCCUGACCCAGGACCCCAGAGGAUCAGAUACGGGGCUCUGCCGCUCUCACCUCUGCACAGCCUUGGCUUCGCAUGUCUCUGGAAGGCUUGGGCUGAACCAGUGGCCGGGUGGGUGAGACCAGGGGCCAUCCCAGAGCGCCCCCCGGACCCACCGCUUCCGUGCCCACCGCCUCUGGCCAUGGGUGACAGACUAGCAGGGACCAAGGAGUCACUAGGUGCCCCCAGGUGUCUUCCUUCUGGCCUCUCGUCAACACGCGUGGGUUCUGGCCGUCGAGCGCAGCCUUGUUCCUGCAGGCGUCACGUGGGCCCCAUCCGGGGAACCCUAUGGCCCAUGUGGGAGUGUCGAGGCCUGCUGCCCACCUAUCCUAGCCGUGCUUCCAUGCUGUGAAGGGAUGCUUCCCGGGAAACCAGGUGGUUUGGGGCUUGUCUGGGGUGGCCCCUCUCCCUGCCUGCGGGCCGGAGUGAGGGGGGUCUCCACCAGUGUCAGACAAGGGCUACAGUCUCCGGGGCCAGGUCCUGUCCCUCACCUCGCCCUGAACGUGCUCCGGCUCUUGGCUGUGGGCCACUUUUUGCCUCCCUUUGGGAUCUGUGUCUUCCAGGGAUGCGCUGCUCAGCUUGUGGAGGUGCAUCUCUCCGGGGCUGAGCCCACCUCCUCAUGGCCCCUCGGCAGAGGCAGCUAGUCUUCCAGCCCUGGCUCGGGAAGCUCCUCCUAGGCCUGUGACGGGAGCUGCCUGCGGUGCCUGUCCUCAAGAGGCUACUGCCCGGUCUCUGGCCACAUGGGUCUCGGCUUCUCCUGGAGGUCGCUGGGCAGCUUCUCUGGGGGCUUGAGCCCCUAUAAAGCACAGAGGUGUGGGCUGGUGAAAAGAAUCUCACUGCAGCCUGGUGGGGCAUGACUUUGUGGGCAGCAGGGUUUCCCUCCCCGGGUGUGACCCGGGUGCCGUGGGAUAGGAGCAGGGCCAUGCUGUCCGAUUCUAUCUUCUCUUGGCCCUAGAUGCUCCCCGGUCCCGGUUGGACUCGGGUCGGCCUGCCGUGGAGAUUCUGACCGUUGACUCUCAAUACUUAGUGGCUUCCUGCCCCUCCCUGCUGUGUGGCUUUGUCUACCUAGGGUCCAGAUGAAAGUUGUCGAUGUUGGUUGUAGCGGCACUGAUUUGGAAUCCCAUCCUAAGAGUCCCUGAAGAGAGGGAGAAGCCCGUGCCCUCCAUAUCCGCUUCUGGUCCCCACUUUGGUCCUGGCUAGGAGGCAGUCAUGCAUCUGCCAGGCUGGAGACUUGGAGAGCAGAGGAAGGAGACAGGCUUGGAAGGUGAGAGGCGGGCUGUGGGGGUGGGCACCGGGAGAAGACCAAUUGCAGAUCGGAUUUAGGUAAUAGAAGAAGCUUCUAGAGUUAGUGAGGCCAUGCUUCCUUUCAUGGUUUUUGGAUUUGGAGCAGCUGUUCCUUGGGUCUGGGGGAACAUCCCGUUCCCGUCAAGCCCGCCCGGCGGGGCCACUCCGCACUCUGCCCCUUCCCUCCCAUCACCUUGGUUUCUUGACAGGUACAGCCUGUGUCCACAUGUGACUGCUUUGGUGUCUUUCUGAUUCUUGUUAAUUUAGUUUUCCUACUGUGACGGUGUCGUGUUCUUUUUCCCGACUUUUCUGACACAGCGAAUCGAGGGCUUUGGCAGAGGCCAAGUCUCCCAAACUUGCCCGCUAAGUAAACCAUGAUGUGCACCUUCCUUCCCAUCUUGCCCUCACUCCUCCCUUAUCCCAACACGGACACUCAGAUUUCAGAGGAGAGCCUGGUGGGAACAGGUCAGCUCCUGCCCUGAGUAUGACCCCAGGGAGACCUCCCCGUGGCCCUGGCUUGCUGCUCUGGGUGGCACUGCUGUUUGUCCAGGUGAGGAGGUGUGGCUGCUCAGCCGUGUGGUGCUCUGGUUUCUGCCGGAUGCCAGGUCUCCCCUGGAGGCUUUUCUGCUCUUGCUCCAGGUCUUUGUGCACACCGCUGAUGGUCAACAGCAGCCUCUGUGGUCAGCGCGUGAGCCCACGGCUCUGAUCGGCUGCGGCCUGCUUUGGGACAGGUGGUCAAGCCCCCUCCUGUCCCUGUCGCCUCCCCUCUCUGAGGUGGCCAGUUGGCUCAAGCUCCCAUCCACCGCUGGGCAGCCCAAGCCACAGCCUGCAGCGCCGUUUCCGCUCUGGGAUCUUGUAAGUUGCUGUUUUAGGCUGUGGUUUGGUGAAAGGAACCAACACGGUAACGAUCCGCCCCCCCCCCAGAAGCCACUGAAUAACUCUUUCUGGCGCGUUUUUGCCUUCCUGUUGGCCGUCUAGUUUUGGAGCAGGCCGGGAGACGUGGAGGGCACAGGAGGCAGGGCUGCGGCCUGUCCUCCUGCAGGCCCGUGUGUUUUGAGCGUGUGCUGUCCCCGUGGGCCGGUCACCGGGUCUCCGCCCCGCGCUGGCGCAGCAGCCUUGGUGCGCGGUGCCUGGGCAGCCCGAGCAGGAGGGGAGCGUGCCCGGGGAGCUCCGAGGGGCCGGCCCUGCCUCCCUCCCCCGCACCCCGCACCCCGCACCCCGCAGCUCCCUGAAGCCUUUAACCAAACGGGGGUGGGUGGCGCCGCCGUGCAGCCCGGUGCCCGGCUGAGGGGCUGGGUGCGGGGAGUCGCCGAGGGCUGGA
This is a messenger RNA of Nyctereutes procyonoides (raccoon dog), 6803 nucleotides long. It is a transcript of the gene MAFG, whose product is annotated as MAF bZIP transcription factor G. Gene Ontology annotation, molecular function: DNA-binding transcription factor activity, RNA polymerase II-specific; RNA polymerase II cis-regulatory region sequence-specific DNA binding. The transcript is spliced from 3 exons. The record is from RefSeq and is a predicted model, not a curated record. NCBI's taxonomy places the organism in Eukaryota, Metazoa, Chordata, Mammalia, Carnivora, Canidae. Bases 2282 to 2770 code for a protein of 162 amino acids. Gene Ontology annotation, biological process: regulation of transcription by RNA polymerase II; regulation of epidermal cell differentiation. Gene Ontology annotation, cellular component: nucleus.